CCCUCAGGCACUCCUCGAGUCAGCCAGGAUGGGUUAAUCAUUGUGUCAGAUGGGCAUCUGCCCAUGGACUCACUUUGAGUGGGAAGGGCAGACACAUGGGUGCUUGCAGUCCUGUGAGCUGAGGGCUGUCAUAGAGGAAUGAACAAAUGCAUUGACAGCACCCUGUUCCACUCUCUGUCCCCAUGGGAGACGCUCCUUCCUUGGAGCUCUCCUUUGACUUGGCUGUUCCUCACUUAUCUUAGCAUUCUGUGUCCUGUUUUGGUUAGUCGUGACUGUGUCUGUCUUCUUACCAGAUGGUGAACUCCUCCAGGACAGGGACCUGCCUUCCUUUUCUCUGCACCUGCAGUGCCCGGCACGUAGUCCACUCCAAUCAGCCCAAGUUGAACUCACCAGCUUUGGGAAGUCAGGUGCAUAUGUUAUGCUCGGGGAGAAGAAGCAGGGAGAACAGGGACUCUAACAGCAAUUUGUUUCAGAGCAGAAACCUGCAGUCAGUUCUGGAGGUUUCAUUCAACUUUAUUCAUCUGGAAAAAGUCGACAUUCUGUAUCUCUCCCUUGACUAGAAGAAACCCCACACUUGCGGGAAAUAGCUUCCAAAGCCACGUUCUUCUUGCUUUGGUAAUUUUAGCUCAUUCAGGGCUCAGGUCCCAGCUUGGCAUUGUCGAUCCAAAUAGAUCACUUGCUCCAGAAAUGUUUUGGAACUUCUACAAAGUUAGCAGCGAAGCAGGGGACUAGGCGAUUUCAUAUGCAAAGAUUGUUGCAUGUCAUCAGUGGGAGACUGCCAACAAAAGGAUUUAUUUUAAAAAAGCAAGUGAAAACUUUUAAUUUAAGUUUUGACAUGUUCUGCUGAUGUACAUUGGAGCGAAGGUUGGAACUUGCCUGUUGUCAUCUGUUGCUGAUUCUACUGAAAUGUUAACCAUUGAAAGUUCCUUCUGAUGUGAUUUGUCUUGUUUAAGAACCAAGUAUUUGUUGCAACUAAAUAGUAAGUACUGCAGAGUACUUCAGAAUUCUGGUUCACUGGAUGAAAGGAAAAAAUUGCCCCAUGCAAGCUGAGGUCUUGCUCUUUUGAGUGUUUCUUUUUGGUUGUUUUUGUUAUUCAAGAGCAUACUGGUUUUUAUUUUUAAAAACACACCAGAAAAGUAGAGUUCAAAUUUAGAUCUUUGGCUCCCAAGAUUUAUUCUCUUUCCACUGUGCCUACCUGCUUUGUCUUAUAAGCUCCUUCGAGAAAGAAGAUGUGUGUUCUUCAUUUUAAAAUGCUACCAGAAAAGCAUCCAUGCCCUGAAGAACUUUUCUCUGGUUCAUGUUAGUUCCCCAGCUCUUAAGGUACACUAGAUGGUCAGUCGGACGCUGGAGAGAAACACAGGAGGAGGAACAGACUUUGUUUCUUGCCUUCAAGGACCAAUUCACUAAAUAUUUAUUUAGUACUCACCAGGCUCCAGGUUCAGUGCUGGGAAAUACCAUAUACAUACUCUUGUCUACAUCCUUGUGAGACAGGGCUUCUUGUUUUGUUUACCCCAGGAGAAGAAAGCUACUCAAACGUUUAGUGGCUGCUGUAGGUGCCAGGCAGUGGGCUAAGGUCUUCCCAUAUACACGAAGCUUAUGGAAAACUUAUGGAAGCUUAUGGAAAAUACCCACACUGAGGUCACAGUGGUUGUGCUGGCUCUGAGAUGGUCUAAGGAAGGAGAUGCCAUAGGAUCUGAGAACUGCCUGAUCAUGGUGAUGUGUGUGAUGAUGAUGUGGUGAUCUGGGCUCUGAUCCCACUAGAAGAGUGGUUGGUUAGAAGAGGAGAUGAUGAGUCUAGUUUGAAACAAGAUGAAUCUUGGGGGCCCGUGGGACAUCUGGGCAGAUACUCUAGGAGCAGGAUUAGGCGUGUGGUCCAAGAUUUAGGAGAGUGCUCUAGUGGAGCUGAAGAUCCCAGUGUGGACAUCAUUAACCAUGGGCGUGGUGGGGUCACAGAGGGAGAGGGGGGUCAGAGGAAGGGAAUGGUGCAGAAUUCUUUAGAACACCAGCUUUUAGGGGGUACAGCUAAAGAAGAAGAGCCCCAAAAGAUAACUGGGAAGAAGCAGCCAGAGAUGCACUAAAAUCAAAAGAUAAACAGGAGAGAUGGGUGUUCUAGAAAUCAAAUGAGGAGCGAAGGCUUUGUAUCCUAGAUCUAAGCCUAUUUUUGUUUCUUAUAACUACAUAGCAACCACUUUUUCCUCUGAGCUUAUUGGUGAGAUGUAGGAUAGGACAGCUAAAUAAUAUAUAAGCAGGAGAAGACAGAAUCAUCUCGGAGUAAUAUUUUGGUAGUUUUGGAUGUCUGAAUUUUGCCCCAGUAGCAGAAGGAUCAUACCUGUUCUUUGGGGUCCCGGAAGCAAAAUUAGGUCCAGAGACUGGAAUUUAUAGGAUUUGGUGGGAGGACUAUAAUAAGAGCAGAUGAACACUGCUUCCAACAUGAUGAUGAGCUCCCUGUCUGGGGAGGUGGACAUUCCAGAAUGAACUCCUGCCUUUUGAUAGGAGAAUUGGUUAGAUGAGCUCCUCUCCCAGGUCACUUCCUUAAGUAUCAAGUAGGAAGUAUUAGAGAACUAAAAGAAGAUAGGCUUUGAAAUCAGGCAGUCUGGGUUCCAAUUUUGACUCUGCUUACAAGCUGUGUGACCUUAGGGAGAUUACUUCACUUCUCCAAGUUUCAGGUGCCCAAACAUAGAGAUAGUCGUGAGCUACUGGCCCAUUAUAUUAUUGUGUUAUUAGCAAGGUAACAUGGGAGUUAUCUGGCACAUAGUAGGUACUCAUUAAAGGUAGGUAAUUGAUAAGGACUGUGAUGGUAAGCACUGUUGAGAGAACAGCUUGCUCAGUGUGUGGGAACCACCAUUUAUGGUAGAAAGGAACGAUUUAGAGGACCAAGGAACAGACAGGGUUAAAAUUUAACUUGUGUGUGUUGUAAAUCCUCCUGGGGCUUGACUUUCGCAGGGAAGGAUUCCCAUCUCACCCCAUGUUUUUCCCACCUGUGACCCUAUGGUGGGGCCACUUAUUACCCCGGCAACAGCCUGGUGAAGCACAUGAGGGUAGCUAGACAAAUGAGUCAGCAGGUUGAAGGUUCCUAGUUCCAUCCAUGCCCUAACCCUGUGCCCAGGCCUGGGAGGCUGUGAUAGUGAGAGCCUGGAGACCUACCAAAACCUUGCUCUCAGUUCUUCUCUCCCUUUUUGGAUGGACUCAUCAGGACACUUCUUCAGACAAGCCCACCUGUAAGGAUGGGAUCAUCUGCUCUUACCAGCACUGUACAGAAGAGAAAGAGAAGUGGAAUUCCCUGUGGCUGUCCAAUGAUCACACAGCUGGAAGGGUCUCUUGGGGUUUUCUAGUCCAGUCCCCAUUGUUUUACAGAAGAGAGAAUUGAAAGGAAGUGACCAGUCACCCGGAGAGUGAGUUACAAAGCCAUGCCUCAAACCCUUGUCUCUUGAUUUCUUACUGCUUUACCACAGCAGGGCACUCAUCUUCUUGUUGUCUUGAUUAGAUACAGUCCUAGAAACUUGGGAAUUUUGUCUGCCUCAGAUGUUAUAGAAACAGAGGCCAGAGGAUGAGAGAUAUACAUGCUUUUUCUGUGGCAUGUCUGUUUUUGAAGCAAACAUAGACUUUGCAGGGUUUUUAUACAGUUGAAGAAUUUUAAACUGGCAUACAGUAUUUUUUUAAAGGAAGACAAAGCCUAGGUGAAAUGGUUUAUGUUUAGCCUUUCAGAAUUUCAUCAUAACCAACAACCCCACACCAUAUUAAACUCUGACAUUUGAUUCUUUUAAUUAUCCAGCAUGAUUUUAUGUAAAAUGGACAAUGCCUUUCCCAUUGUAAUUGUACUUCUAAUUCUCCAGGGGUCUCUUCACUUUUGAAGACAGACUUGCAUGGAAUUUCCUGUCUACCAGCCUGUUCUCUAAAACAUUAUUUGCUCAUUACCAUGCCUCCAUUUUUUUUCAAUAGUGAAGACAAAUCUGACCUUGAAAACAGUGUGAUGCAGAAGAAAAUAAAAAUCCCCAAACUUUCUCUCAAUCUCGUAGAAGAAGAUGGGGAGGUUAAAGAUUAUGGGGAAGAAGAUUUACAGCUUAGACACAUCAAGAGACCCGAGGGGCGGAAGCCGAGCGAAGUGGCGCACAAGAGCAUCGAGGCAGUGGUGGCCCGGCUGGAGAAGCAGAACGGCCUGAGCCUGGGCCACGGCACGUGCCCGGAGGAGGUGUUCGUGGAGGCCUCGCCGGGCACGGAGGACAUGGACAGUCUGGAGGACGCCGGCGUGCCCCGGGCUCUGUAUGAGGAGCUGCUGCGCAACUACCAGCAGCAGCAGGAGGAGAUGCGCCACCUCCAGCAGGAGCUGGAGCGGACUCGGAGGCAGCUGGUGCAGCAGGCCAAGAAGCUCAAGGAGUACGGGGCGCUUGUGUCCGAGAUGAAGGAGCUCCGCGACCUCAACCGCAGGCUGCAGGACGUGCUGCUCCUGAGGCUGGGCAGUGGUCCCGCCAUUGACUUGGAAAAAGUAAAGUCAGAAUGUCUCGAGCCCGAGCCGGAGUUACGGAGCACUUUCAGUGAGGAAGCAAAUACGUCGUCCUAUUACCCUGCUCCUGCACCUGUCAUGGACAAGUAUAUCCUAGACAAUGGCAAGGUCCAUCUGGGAAGCGGGAUUUGGGUUGAUGAGGAGAAAUGGCACCAGCUGCAGGUCACGCAAGGAGACUCCAAGUACACGAAGAACCUGGCAGUCAUGAUUUGGGGCACAGACGUUCUGAAGAACAGAAGCGUCACGGGAGUUGCCACAAAAAAAAAGAAAGACGCAGUCCCUAAGCCACCCCUCUCGCCCCACAAACUAAGCAUCGUCAGAGAGUGUUUGUACGACAGAAUAGCACAAGAAACUGUGGAUGAAACUGAAAUUGCACAGAGACUCUCCAAAGUCAACAAGUACAUCUGUGAAAAAAUCAUGGAUAUCAAUAAAUCCUGUAAAAAUGAAGAACGAAGGGAAGCAAAAUACAAUUUGCAAUAAACUUUGGAUUUUUCAUAAAGCCUUCUCGUUUUCCUUGCUUGGCGUGUGAUUUGCGGGCGAUGGUGUUGUCCAGAUCAGACCCCACCAUGCAUGGUGGUGUACGGGCCAGGAGCCAGGAGGGUUCUGGGGUCAGCCGGCCUGUUCUGAACUUGGACUUCUCACUCCAAAGAUGGCAGAUGGAUUUGCUGAGAUUCAGGCAGCAACCUGGCACCAGAGUUGUUCUGGGGAUGGUGAAAAUCCUGUCCUUUUGGAAGGGGAUGAAGUGACUCUGAGUUGCCUAUCACUCGGCCAAGAAUUUGAGCUGAUAUUUUUACCAUUCAAGGACUUCUAUCUUUGUUCCUCUAUUUUGUUCUAUAAUAAAGCUUCAUUAAUUCUUUGCUGUA
This is a messenger RNA of Odocoileus virginianus texanus, 5364 nucleotides long. It is a transcript of the gene BEND5, whose product is annotated as BEN domain containing 5. Gene Ontology annotation, biological process: negative regulation of DNA-templated transcription. NCBI's taxonomy places the organism in Eukaryota, Metazoa, Chordata, Mammalia, Artiodactyla, Cervidae. Gene Ontology annotation, molecular function: DNA binding. The record is from RefSeq and is a predicted model, not a curated record.